Molecule: messenger RNA, 3578 nt
Organism: Aureobasidium pullulans EXF-150
Lineage: Eukaryota; Fungi; Ascomycota; Dothideomycetes; Dothideales; Saccotheciaceae
Product: SAICAR synthase-like protein
Exons: 2
Coding region: 253-3138 (961 amino acids)
Biological process (GO): phosphatidylinositol metabolic process
Molecular function (GO): phosphatidylinositol kinase activity
Source: RefSeq, a predicted model, not a curated record
ACUUCGACUCCGACUCCGACUCCUGCCUGUUGUGCAUGCCGUUCGACACACUGGCCCUGCUCUGAUUUUUCCAACUCUCGAUAUCCCCCAUUUCCAGCCGCCUUUUUACAGCUUUGUCCCGGGACGAGGCCGACUUCUCCGCCCGACCGCCCUUGUGCUCCAUCAGCAACGCUGGCCCAAUCCGCGCGCCUGAAUGUCCCAGAGGGGGACACAUUGAGCAAGGUCACGUCCCCGCUCAAUGCCGUCUACCUGAUGAAGCAGGUCGAAAUGCCAUCAUUCCUCGCCGACGAACGCGACCGCCAGAAUUCUUUCUCCCCCAAAUCCUUAUCAGCAACAAGCCCGUCACAACAACAAACCCCCGCCGUUGAAUCCCUUCCCGGAGCAUGGCCCAAGCCCACCUCUCCCAUGCCUAAUGGCCUACCGCAUGGAGCAGACAGCGCUAUAUCAUCCCUACCACAUGCCCGGUCGUCCGAGUCGCAUAGCACACGAGGAAGGACCGUGUCGUCAAAGGGUAGCAUGCCUUCCAUCUACUCAUCGAGGAGCGACAAUGAAAAGAGGUCCUUGGAUAUGUCCACAAACCCUCGCGAGGAAGAAGGCUACUUUGCAAAGAGGCCCAAUGGAGUCGCUCGGUCACCGAAUCCAUCCCAGUCUGCCCUCGCCGUGCCAGAGGACGUUUCGCCAACUUCGUCUGCUCUGCCCCUCCAAACCAUGCCAAGUCCUGUACUACCACCCGUGAGUGAAGCUGGUCCUUCUGCCACCACCGAAAUUAUGCUCCGCGUCCCUCCUUCGUCCCAUCGAGCCUCCUCCCCUCCGGCUUUUUCUCAGACUUCUUCUUCCAUGGCCUCGGUCUCUUCCCAACCUCCUGGCCGGCUGGUUCACCGACACACGCUCGAAGUCCCUAGUGUGGCUGGCCGCACCUCCCGUGACAGCCAAGCGCCUUCCACUGUUGAUGGUAAUGUCGUCUCUGCCACUGGUCGUUUCUCACCGACAACCCCUAGUAGGAGAAGGGGUUCCUCUCAACUCGUGCGUCGCGCAACCCGCUCAAUCGCCUCAGAAGCCCAUCUCGACGAGGUCAUUCAGGACGAUGAUGCUGCACGCUGGGCUGAGGCUUACAAGAACAAGAGGGCAAGUAAACGAAAACGUGACGAAGACGACGAACGAGUUGUUGUUGGCACAAAAGUCGAUCAGCAUCACGUCAAUUGGGUCACCGCUUACAAUAUGCUUACUGGAAUCCGUUUCUGCGUAUCGAGGACAAAUGCAAAGAUUGAUCGGGAUCUGACCGACGCCGAUUUUGACGCAAAGCACAAGUUCUCAUUCGAUAUUACCGGCAACGAACUCACUCCCUCGGCCAAGUACGACUUCAAAUUCAAGGACUACGCCCCCUGGGUCUUCCGUCAUCUUCGCAGCAAGUUUGGUCUCGACCCUGCUGAUUACCUUGUCUCUUUAACCUCCAAAUACAUCUUGUCCGAACUUGGCUCUCCUGGCAAAUCUGGCAGUUUCUUCUAUUUUUCACGCGACUACAAAUAUAUCAUCAAGACCAUUCAUCACGCCGAACAUAAAUUCCUCCGCAAAAUUCUAAGAGACUAUUAUUCCCACGUCCAGGAGAACCCCAACACGCUUCUCAGUCAAUUCUACGGUCUUCACAGAGUUAAGAUUCCCUACGGUAGAAAGAUCCACUUCGUCGUCAUGAACAACCUUUUCCCUCCGCACAGAGAUAUACACCGGACGUUCGAUCUCAAGGGCAGUACCAUCGGCAGAGACUUCAAGGAAGAUGAGCUGGAAAAGAAUCCGAGAGCCACACUAAAAGACCUCAACUGGCUACGACGAAACCUUCAUCUGGAGUUCGGCCCCACUAAGAAGGACGCCUUUGUCGAGCAGAUGCAAAAGGACGUUGCUCUCCUACAAAAGUUGAAAAUUAUGGAUUAUUCGAUGUUGGUCGGUAUCCAUGAUUUGCAGCGAGGAAACGAGGACAAGCUACGAGACAAGACUUUGCAAGUCUUCCAGCCUGGAGGUCACAAGUCGGAAGACCAACCGCCGAACAUGCUUAUGCGUACGCCUAGCAAGCUCGAGAACGCACGGAAGGCACAGGAAUUACGUCAACUCAUUAAGAACGAAAAGCCUGUCCCCAUGGGUCAGAUUCUGGACAAAAUGCCCGACGAAAUGGCAGGAGGCCACAGAAAGCAUUCUUACUUCUAUAGCGACGAUGGCGGUUUUAGGGCAACCCACGAGAACGACAUGGCCGGAGAAGAGAUUUAUUACCUUGGAAUCAUCGAUUGUCUGACACAUUACUCCAUGAUCAAGCGAUUCGAGCAUUUCUGGAAAGGACUGUCUUCUCCUGAGUCACAAAUUUCUGCCAUUCCCCCUGAACGCUACGGCGAUCGAUUCAUUAGGUUCAUCUCAGGCAUCACCAAGACGCGCGAACGUGCCGAGGCGGAGAAAGAGCAAUGCGAGCACGGUAGUGAGCGACUCAACCAGGCUAUCCAUAACAUCGAGGGCACACUUGACGACCCCAAACUCUCUGGCGUCAACAUACUCAAAAACCAGGACCAUAAUCCCGCCGGCACUGAUAAGGUCAUGCGCAAGGCGGAGAAGCAGGCCGAAAAGAGUAGGGCUCGUGGUGCCAACGAGGAUGACAUACCGGACCGUGCUAUCGGUGCAGUCAGAAGUCCCCACGCCGAGAAUGAGAACAUGAUUACCCUGCCUGUCAUUGGCGAGGCUGCAGAAAACGGCAGCCCGUCCUCAAGGACACCUACCCGUACAAUCACACCUCAGCGUUCGAAAGAAUCCUUCCGCGGUCGCAAGGGCAGUUCUCAAGCAGCAACACACAAUGCCAGCGUGAGCCAAAAUCUUGGAGAAGUGCCGCCACCUACACCCCCGAAAACGGACGGUCCACCAUCCUCCAAGCGAUCUAUCGAGUUUGAGCACAAUGGACGUGCAGUCAACAACUUCAGUCGCCCAUUGACACCGCCAAAGGACGACAAGUAUAGCUUGCGCGACCAGCGAGACAGGCCGCUCACACCACCCAAGGACGAGAGAUAUAGUCUCGACAAAGCUCUACCCUUGCCUCCGCAAACCGACGGGUCCAACGAGGAUGAGGUGGAAGCACUGGGGACAAGGGUGGCCGGUCUCUCCACUUGAGCCCUCUCUGCCUGCCGCGCACUGCUUUGAAACUUGUGAAGAAACAAAAAUCUGCUUUGGGUUGUCCAUGUUGAAAUUUUGGCUUAUUGUUAAUCUCCCUGUUGUUGUUUUUUUGUCUUUUUUGUCUUGCAUCUCAUCAUUUUGCAAGCAACGCUUAUUCCCCCCGAUGGCACAUCCUUUUUUUCAUUUUCUUGAUAGCGUAGUUUUUCUUUUCAAAGCGACUGCAGACUUUCUUCUCCUUUGUAUCUUUUGGGCGUCCGUCCUCUCAUCUUUUGUUUUUUUGUGGUUUAGCUAGCAUCAUCAAUUCUCGAUACCACCUUUUUUGUUGCGUGUCUCGAAACACACUCAUCGGAAUAAUACAUGCGUUUGUUGUUGUCUCUUGCGAAAUAACGUUUCUCUGUCUCGACUUUUGGCUAUUGUCCUAUUUGUUCGUAUGUUUG